Messenger RNA from Elgaria multicarinata webbii, 2378 nucleotides. RefSeq names its product serpin family G member 1 (gene SERPING1). Gene Ontology annotation, molecular function: serine-type endopeptidase inhibitor activity. NCBI's taxonomy places the organism in Eukaryota, Metazoa, Chordata, Lepidosauria, Squamata, Anguidae. Gene Ontology annotation, biological process: negative regulation of endopeptidase activity. The record is from RefSeq and is a predicted model, not a curated record. The transcript has 9 exons. Bases 388 to 1962 code for a protein of 524 amino acids.
CCCAUAUUCCCCUCUCUGAAAGCAGCUUUAGAUAAGAGAUGUCACAACAAUUUAGUCCUAUUGUCUGAAGAACUCUGCAGAGAAAGGCAAGCGGAGCUGUGGAAAUGGAAUUCCCCUGAAGACAGCGAAACGAAUGUUUUCCCUUAGACACGUGAUCAGAGAUUGCGAAAAGUGGGAAAGAGAAUUGAGCCUACAAACAACCAGAGGAGGAGCGGGGGCAGGAAUUCGUUGAGACAGGGAGAAAACAACGUUACUGGAGGGGAUAUUCUUCAGAAUUCCUCUAGUGAGGAACUGCUUCAGUGCCUUGCAAGGAAGAAGGUUGGAGAUAGGGCAAUCUUUUGCUGGGAUUAAGCACACGUGUAUUUGUUUGGCAGGCUCCCUGCCACCAUGAAGACCUGGCUGAUCCUCAUCUACCUGGCUACUACUGUGAUAUCAAGUUUCUCACAGGAGGUGGCAGAUGAUGGCCAAGUACAACAAGAAGAGACUCCUUUCCCUACUCAAAAUGCUGGGACAGAUGAAGAAUCUGAGGGAAACUGGACGUGGGUCUUGAACUUCUUCAAGGUGAUUUCAGGUGACAAGGAUAAAGAGAAUGCAGAAGAGACUAUAAAGACAGCGACAGAAGAACAAAAAGAAGUUAGUCCUGAAAAAGAAGAAACUACUAACUUAAAUGUUACAUGCAAUGGAAUACAAGGGGAAGAAGAGAACAAUGGUAUCACAACUGCUUGUAAACCGACUGCUAGAGCAUCGACCACUGCAAAGCCUACCACAGUUCCCACAACAGCAGAGACAACUACUGAAAGCACUUGCCUGUCCAAAAACUGCCAACCACGCAGUAACCCAUGGGCAGCAUGUACUCAUCCCACUCCUAAGGAUGAAAUGGAGUUGUCUGAAGCUCUAACUGAAUUUGCAAUAGAGUUCUAUAAAACAGCAAUCCGACAAGAAAGCCGUGACUCUAAUUUCGUCUUUUCACCUAGCAGCAUUUCAACAAUACUCUCCAUCCUCUUGCUAGGAGCCUGUGAUGAAACCAAAGUCCGUCUUGAGAAGCUGCUCUCCUAUCCUGAAGAUUUCACAUGUGUCCAUAAAGCGCUGAAAUCCCUCAGCAAAUCAGAAGCGUUGAUCUCAGCAAAUGCAAUUUUUUAUCAACCAGAACUCACAAUGGGCAGUGAUUUCCUCAACCAGUCGGAGAUGUUCUAUAAAACCAAGUUUGCACCGCUUACAAAAAACAGCAACCAGGAUGUGGUUGAGAUCAAUGCGUGGGUGAACAAAAAUACUAACUACAAAAUCAAGAAGCUCUUGGAUGACCUGGAUCCAGAUGUCCAGAUGGUGCUUCUCAAUGCUGUCUACUUCCACUCCAAGUGGAAGACUGUAUUUAAACUGAAACACACAAAGGAGGAAGAAUUCUACCGUCCAGGCCUUCCUCCCAUCUUGGUGCCCAUGAUGACAAGCAAGAAAUAUCCAGUGGCUUCCUUCUUUGACACCAACUUGCAGGCUAAGGUUGCCCGGCUCCAGCUGUUCCACAACAUGAGUCUGAUUAUCAUAGUGCCUUACGCCCUGUCGCUGAAUCUUUCCGAGGUGGAGGAGCGUCUCACUCCAACUGUCUUCAAGUCGGUGGUGGACAAGCUGGAACGUGUCUCGUUCAAACCCACCAUACUGACUCUACCCAAGUUCAAGGUGGAGUCCUCCCAGGACCUCAUGGCACUCAUUGGGGAAAUGGAUUACGGCAUUUUCUUUGAUGCCAAUCUGUGUGGGAUCUCCCAGGAUGAAGAGAUGGCAGUGUCUGGUGCCCAGCACAAGGCUGUGAUAGAAAUCAGUGAGGAAGGAGUGGAGGCUGCUGCUGCCACAGGAGUCUCCUUGGCCCGCACAGCCAAUUACUUUGAAGUGCAGCAGCCCUUCAUGUUUUCAGUUGUGAAGGAUGGGAGAAACGUAGUCUUUAUGGGGCGCAUCAACAAUCCACAGUUAUAAUAACUUUCUCCUCCUUACUUCUGUCAGCUUCUAUGAAUGGGGUGAUUGCCCUAGACUCACCUGCACUGUUUAUGCACGAAGCAUGGUACAGGUGUGAGUGCAUGCAAUUUGUUUUUCCUUCUUUUCUUUAUCCAAUUACAUCAUUCUUUUAUCCUCUCAUUUCCACCUCUCUCUCUCUCUCUUUAAAAAAUCUGGGUUCCCCUUGCUUUUUCAUUUUCCUGGGAUUUAUUUCUCCUUUUGCGUGUCUUAGCCUAAGAGAAACCAACCUUUUCUCAUUUACGCCAUGUAUGAAGAAGGCAGAGAAAUAGGGACUCAUCUGUCCAGGGCCUCCUCCUCCUUUUUGCAUGUAACCACUAUAGCAAUCUGUACAAUCCAUUUCCUUCUGCCUUCAUAAGAAAUAAAGUGUUUUUAUUGGC